Agrilus planipennis (emerald ash borer) is the source of this 1280-nucleotide messenger RNA. Its product is annotated as serine-rich 25 kDa antigen protein. The transcript has 2 exons. NCBI's taxonomy places the organism in Eukaryota, Metazoa, Arthropoda, Insecta, Coleoptera, Buprestidae. Bases 131 to 1015 code for a protein of 294 amino acids. The record is from RefSeq and is a predicted model, not a curated record.
AACGAACCCAUAGCGUCUAUAAUUGUGAAACACAACAGUGAAGUCGAUAUAAAUAGUAUAAAUUGCAAAUUUAUUGUUAACAAUCCACUUUUUUCUUUUCUUUACCGAGAUCCAUUUUUAGUUUAAAACAAUGACUGGAGGAAUUCAGAAAAUUCUCCUUGUGAGCAUAGUAUGUUUCUGCGUGACCUUGGCCUUUCCGGUUGAAGAUAAGGAAAAGUCUACGGAAGCUCCUUUAGCUGCUUCAGAAAACUCGGCCAAAGGCCAAGAAAAGGAUCUAAAACUCAAUGAAGCAAAUGAUAAACAACAGCAAAAGGAACCGUUGGAAAAACCAUCAGAAGGAGAACAGCAAAAACCAGAAGAGUCACAAGAUAAUAAAAAACCGGAAAAACCUUCAGAACAGAUCGCACCUUCCUCCACCCCCGACCAGCAGAAGCCUAACGAUCACAACGACCAAAUAGCGGUACCCACCGAACAAAAGAAGGAGGAGCAAAAGGACAUUGAAUUGAGACAACUUUCCGUAGAGAACAGUCCUGUAGGAUCGUUUAGUCCGAAAGAACCUCUUGCAGCAUCAAAAUUGGAAAAUGAAAAGAAAGACAAAGACGAUCACCAGCCCCAAGAGAAAAAGAUUGAAGAAGCGAUCCUUGCGUCGACAGGGGCAUCCGAGAAGAAACUGGACGAGAAAGCAGCUCAUCCGGAACCUACCCCAGCGUCCGAAGCCAAGGACGAGUCAUUGGUGACGGAAACUUCUUCUUCCAAAGCGGAAGCAGCGGACGACCACAGCACACCAGCUGCUCCGGGAGCUUCGACAGUCGCCGAAUCAGAGCAUGAAAACAAAGACCAGCAAGAAAAUCCUGACCGCCACAAGCACGAACAAAAGUCUGACGUUUCUUCCGAACCACCUGCGAAAGAAACAACCGAAUCGUCCCAACAACAAACAACCGGAGCAAAUCCAGAACAAACAUCCACAUCGGCUUCGCUCGCGAACACCUCCAACAAUCCCAAUCCCAACCCUUGAGGGACACUUAAAAACAAAAAAACUUAAAAAAUAACUUCAUUCUACUACCUGCAUUUAAAUAAUAAACAACAAAAAAAAAACACAAAAAACAAAUGCGACUGACAAUGUUGAGGACCACUUGCCCCUUUGUUCUUUUGGGAAAAAAAUAAUGCGAAUAACUGGGUGAACAGGACCUCGGAUUAUUAUUAUUAUUAUUAUUAAUNAAUUAAUUAAUUGAUAUUUAUGUUCUCUGUCUUUGGUUACAAUAAAUUGCAAUUUAGACAAA